Messenger RNA from Symbiodinium necroappetens, 495 nucleotides. The record is from the annotation of a GenBank genome assembly. NCBI's taxonomy places the organism in Eukaryota, Dinophyceae, Suessiales, Symbiodiniaceae.
AUGCGACGCCGCAGAGGCGGAGGGCCUGCGCCUUUGCUGGAUAAUCCAAGUGUGGCGCUGUGUGUAAUCUCGAUGGCCAUGGACUUUUUCCUCUUCUUUGUAAGUUCACUCGGGGUGAUCUUUGCAAGCUUAUUGCGACAAAGCUGCGACAUACCGCUGUGGUGGUUCCUCGCGCUGGUGGGUCUUGUGGCCUCCGUCAGUGCGGUGCUCUAUGCCAAGAUGGCCUGGACGGAACAUGGCAGUGACAGGACAUGGACCAUUCAUGGUUUUCUGGCUUUUGUCGUUUUCCUCGUGCAGGGCGGCACGAUGGUUUGGGGCGGAUAUCUCUGCUGGCUUGCCUUGGCAAGCUCAGAGUGCGCCGUUGACGUUCUCAACUUUACGCUUGUAUGCACUGGCCUACUGGCGCUGAUUGAAGUCAUUGGCUUCUUUUCGGUGUACUUCGUCUUCAUCCCCUCCUUCAUGAUGCAGCUUCGCGAUGCUGCAAAGUUUACGUAG